GGGGGGCCGUGGAGGACGAGAGAUACGACUAGCUAGUAUUAACUUGUGCAGUUGAAACGUUUCUCUAUGUGCAGAAGAUGACUACCAUGGAGCUGGUUGAUGUUGCAGUGAUAGACCACCCAUCGGAAAUAAAAAGGAGGCAGAACUCCGAGGACGCCGAUAGAAGGCUUUCUUUGGGCGGACAGUGCCUGCAUCACCCAACAUUUACCACAGCACCACCAUUUGACCCAGCUGAGCAUAUUAAAGUGAGCUCUUUUUAUGAAGUUGAUCACUCCAAGCUGCCUCAUAAAUCCCCUGAUCAACUCAACAAAACCCGGGUUGUCAUGGUGAAUGAAAAGACCAGGAUGAGAGUCUCGCUGAGGUUUCCAAGCAUCGAUUCUCUAAGAUGUUACUUCAAUGAGAUUGGAGCUAUUAAUUACAAGAAAGACAUGAAAACGAAGAAGAAGCAGCUACCAGCAUUCGAUGAGAAAUAUACUAUAGGAUCAGAAGUUGCAGCGGAAGCUCUUUAUAGGAGAAUCUCUUCUCCAGAAAUUGCAGACAAGAGUUACUCAUGGAGUUUCUGGAUGGUUAAACAUCCUUCGGUUUCACCUCGAAAAGUGUCAUACCCACCUACAAGUACUCAUGUUAAUAAAUUUGUUGGUGCAAGGAAGGUGUCUCUCAUGUCUGAGCUCAACGGGACAGGCAUGGUUAAGUGGGGUCAGCGCCGGCAGGUCAGGUUCUUGGCUAAACACGUAGAGGAUAAACGUGAAAUAGUGACUGCAUCGAAGGAUUUGAUUAAAAGCGAAGAAGAGAAAGACAGUGAUGGUAGUGAUGAUGAUACAGACGAGAAGGACGAGGAGGAGGUCGAUGUUAAGCUAGUAGUAAACAAGUCAAGUGAAGCUAAAAGGAAAUUACGUAAGAGGAAGUGUCAAGGUGGGUCUGGUAUUAGCAAAUCAUCACCGAAAAAGAAAAGGCGUAAAAUUGAAAAGAAGAACCAGAUUGUGGUUUAUAGGCAAAAGAAGAACAAACUCAUCAAGAAUUCUAUUGACAGAUGGUCUGCGGGGAGAUAUAAAUUGGCUGAGGAAAACAUGUUAAAGGUAAUGAAAGAGCAAAAUGCUGUGUUUCGACGCCCAAUUUUAAGGCCAGAAUUGAGAGCUGAGGCACGGAAGUUGAUUGGGGAUACUGGGCUGUUAGACCACUUGUUGAAGCAUAUGUCAGGGAAGGUGGCUCCGGGAGGAGAAGAGAGAUUCAGAAGGAGGCAUAACGCAGAUGGAGCAAUGGAAUAUUGGCUGGAGAAGGCUGAUCUGGUUGAUAUCAGGAAAGAGGCUGGCGUGCAGGAUCCUUAUUGGACACCUCCACCAGGGUGGAAACCUGGUGAUAAUCCUAGUCAGGAUCCUGUUUGUGCUAGAGAGAUCAAGGAGCUCAGAGAAGAAAUUGCUAAAAUUAAAGGGGAGAUGGAGGCAAUGGUGUCUAAAAAACGCGGGGAGGGAUUAGCAAUAGUGGCAGCACCGAGUUAUUCUCAUACAAGUCAGGACAUGGCGCACGACAACUUAUUAAUUCCACUGAAGGAAAUGUACAUUGAUUUGGUGAAUAAGAAGGUAAAGAUGGAGGAACAACUAAAGGAAAUUUCAGAAUCUUUGUAUGGGAUGAAGGAAGAAAUGGAGAAGCUAAAAACCAGAGUGGAGAAAUCAAACAGAGCAGAGUCAACAGAAAAGCCAGCUUUAUUAAUGGGUUCAACAGAGUCAAUCACGCCCGCAGGAACUGGAAGAAAGGGGAAAGGAGUAAUGCAUCAGGAAAAAGAAGCAACGGUUUUAGGGGAAUCAGCACAAGAACAAUGCAAGCCAUCAUCAGGAGGCAUCAUAGUACCAAGAACAGAAUCACCAGCACCAACAGAGGACAGGGCAGCAAGGAUAGAGAGGCUGAAAAGUGGGUUUAGAAUAUGCAAGCCCCAGGGAAGUUUCCUGUGGCCGGAUAUGACUACCUUAACUCCUCACCCUCAGGUUGUGGUCCUUCUAGAAGACCUCAUUGCGGUACACACACCUCCCUCAGUGUCCUCCACUACACCAAAACAAUCUCACUUCCUCUUUGCUCCUCCCUCUCAAACCCAUACACCCCACCGUACUUUCCCUGUGAAGCCAUUAGCUGAGAGAAGGCCUGUCACCAUUCCCCAAUCCACAGCUGCCACGACUCCAACUACCUGUCCUCCCCUUGAUCAAAUGACUCACUCCCAGUAUGAGAAUAGCAGCAUUUCCACUUCUACUACCAUCACCACCACUACCAAAACCCCUCUCAUCAACCUUAAUGAGCCACUGAAUAUCAAUCAAACUGAUGAUUAUGGAUUGUUUUGUGGAUCCCAGACUCAUGCUGAAGCCUCUCCUCACCCUGUCACUUACCAAAGAAGACAUCAUCAAAAUGUGACCACCAGUAUUGCCAUGCCAAGUUUGGGACCCACAAAGAAAGGGAUGAUGAGCCAAUGGGAGGAAGGUGAUCGGAGAAAAGGAAUGAUAAGGUUCUGUGAGCAGUGUGAGCAGCAACAGGGUUGCUCCUCUGCCUCUUCCAUUGCAUCUUCUUCCUUGCCAAUGGGAAAGGCGACUUGGUUGGCUCUGGCUACUUCUAAGGCUUCCGUGGAGCACAAAUCUAAAAGGGGUUAAACAAUCUAUGAUAA
This is a messenger RNA of Populus euphratica (Euphrates poplar), 2644 nucleotides long. RefSeq names its product protein DYAD-like. The record is from RefSeq and is a predicted model, not a curated record. Gene Ontology annotation, biological process: meiotic sister chromatid cohesion; reciprocal meiotic recombination; meiotic cell cycle. Lineage: Eukaryota; Viridiplantae; Streptophyta; Magnoliopsida; Malpighiales; Salicaceae. The transcript is spliced from 9 exons. The coding region runs from base 78 to 2630 and encodes 850 amino acids.